Messenger RNA from Closterium sp. NIES-65, 1536 nucleotides. The record is from the annotation of a GenBank genome assembly. NCBI's taxonomy places the organism in Eukaryota, Viridiplantae, Streptophyta, Zygnematophyceae, Desmidiales, Closteriaceae.
AUGGCCUCCCGUGUCCUUGUCUCUGGUCUCCCCCGGUCUCUCCCUCCCCUACCUCCCGGGCGUGCUCCUUCCUGCGUCCCCUGCGUCAAGGGGCGACAGCGCGCUGCCCCUCACUCCUCCGAGUUUCCUCCGACAGAGGCUCCGCUGCAGACUCUUCACAUGGACGUGUGGGGCCUCGCCCGCGUCCGUGGCCAGGGUCACGAGCGUUACUUCCUAUUGGUGGUUGACGACUACUCGCGUUACACCACAGUCUUCCCCUUGCGCAGCAAGGGCGACGUCACUAAGGUGUUGAUCGACUGGAUCCGCGCAGCUCGUCUCCAGCUCAGAGAGAAUUUCGGCUCGGACUCUAAUAGAGGCGGGGAGUUUUCCUCUGCCCGUCUGGGAGCCUUCUGUCGAGUACAAGGCAUCCGCCAAAUCUUCAUGCUUCCGGCCUCUCCACAGAAGGAUGGGAUUGCUGAGCGCCGCAUUGGCAUGGUCAUGGACGUUGCUCGUACGUCCAUGAUCCAUGCGGCUGCCCCACAUUUUCUGUGGCCGUUUGCCGUUCAGUACGCAGCGCAUCAGCUCAACCUCCAGCCCCGGGUCUCCUUACCAGAGACCUCCCUCACCCUGCAGUGGACGGGGAAGGUUGGCGAUGCGUCUGCGUUUCGGCUUUGGGGAUCUCGGCCGUUUGUUUGUGACAUGUGUGCGGACAAACUGUCCCCCCGUGCUGUUCCCUACGUCUUCCUUGCCAGUUUUACCACCCUACCUCGCGCUGUGUUCUGUCCUCCCAGGAAGUCACCUUUGACGAGUCGGUGCCUUACUACCGUCUCUUCCCCUACCGCCCUGCACCCCUCCCCCGCCGCCGCUCUUCCUUGCGCCAGGUCCUCCCCCGAAAGACCCCCUCCCCCCUCAGGGUCCUUCCCCGUCAGCCUGGAGGUGCUGAGUCUAGGGGUGCAGGGCCUGGGGGUGUUGGGUCUGCUUGUGUGGCCUCGCGCGGUGCUUCUUCGUGGCGGGAGCCACUCUCUCCGCAGGAGUUGCGCGAGUGGUUUGCCUGGUCCUAGAGCCGUGCUGUUGGAGCUGGAGGUGUUACUAUUGCGGCUGGUCCCAGAGGUGCUCGUACUGGCGGUUCUGCUGCUUAGACUAGGGGUGCUGCUGGGGCUACUAGAGGUAUUGCUGGAGCUACUGGCGUACCUGGAGCUGCCAGUCCUGCUCCAGUUGGUGCAGCUGGAGCUGCUGGGGGUGUUAGCGCUGGUGGUGCUGCUUGCGCUAGUACGUCUGAGGGUGCUGGAGUUGGCGCUGUUCGAGCUGGAGGUGCUGCUGGCGCUGGUGCAGCCGCUUGGGACCGCCUCCCCCCUGCCUGCUCCUUCUCCCUACACUAGUCCUACUGGAGGUCUUGCUGAGCGUCGUGAGCCUGCGUCUCGUCCUGCGUCGCCUGUUCGUGCUGCUCGCACUAGUGGUCGUACUGUGCGUCCGCGUCCUCCUGCGGUCCCAGUCACACACCAGAUGGCACUGCGUCCUUCCAUUGCUCCUCUGCGUGUCCCGUUGCCGUCUCAUUAA